Messenger RNA from Hyla sarda, 2423 nucleotides. RefSeq names its product general transcription factor IIE subunit 1 (gene GTF2E1). The coding region runs from base 172 to 1470 and encodes 432 amino acids. The transcript has 5 exons. Gene Ontology annotation, cellular component: transcription factor TFIIE complex. The record is from RefSeq and is a predicted model, not a curated record. Gene Ontology annotation, biological process: transcription open complex formation at RNA polymerase II promoter; transcription initiation at RNA polymerase II promoter. Lineage: Eukaryota; Metazoa; Chordata; Amphibia; Anura; Hylidae.
AUCAGUGCUGGGACAUCUAAUAUGGAGAACGGAAUCCGCGCGGAAGCUGCGCCGUCACUGAGAUGACCACGUGCCAGUAUUAAAUAUGGCGGCCCUGCUGGAUGACGUCAGUAAUAAGCGCCACCCUGUGACGUAGUGUACAGGGGCCGGCGAGACGGUGUGAGUGGUAACAUGACGGACCCGGCGGUACUGACUGAAGUCCCGGCGGUGCUGAAGCGUCUGGCCAAGUACGUGGUUCGCGGUUUUUACGGUCUGGAGCACGCGCUGGCGCUGGACAUCCUGAUCCGGAAUCCCUGUGUGAAGGAGGAGGACAUGCUGGAGCUGCUGAAGUUCGACCGCAAACAACUGCGCGCCGUGCUCAACACCCUGAAGGGCGACAAGUUCAUCAAGUGCCGCAUGCGGGUGGAGACCGCCUCCGACGGGAAGACCACCCGCCACAACUACUACUUCAUCAACUACCGCCUGCUGGUCAACGUGGUGAAGUACAAGCUGGACCACAUGAGGCGGCGGAUAGAGACCGACGAGAGGGACUCAACCAACCGCGCGUCAUUCCGCUGCCCCAACUGCUGCAGCACCUUCACCGACCUGGAGGCCAACCAGCUGUUCGACCCCAUGACCGGUACGUUCCGGUGCACGUUCUGCCAGACUGAGGUGGAGGAGGAUGAGUCUGCGAUGCCCAAGAAGGACGCCCGCACCCUGGUCGCCCGAUUUAAUGAACAGAUAGAACCCAUCUACGCCCUGCUCCGGGAGACCGAGGACAUCAACCUGGCCCACGAGAUCCUGGAGCCCGAGCCCACCGAGAUCCCCUCCCUCAGACAGAGUAAGGACAGAGCCGCGGCCGCCGGACCCUCCGGUCCCCUAAAGGAAGCCUGGGCCAAGGGUCCCUCGUAUGAAGACCUGUACACCCAGGAUGUGGUCAUCAGCAUGGAGGAGCAAGAGGACCGGCAGAGGGCGGCCACCGAGGGCAAACCCGUGAAAGAGCGCCCCAUCUGGCUGCGGGAGAGCACCGUGCAGGGCGGAGCCUACAGUGAACCCGCCGAUAUUAAAGAUGGUCUGGAGGCGGAGUCCUUCCACGAGGAGAGCCGCCAGUUGGACGAGAAUGAAGAGGUGAUGCAAGCACUGCUCAUCCACGAGAAGAAGAGUGCGGCUGCCGCCGCCGCCGUCUCCGCCUCUGCCAACACGACGGUAACCGCCGGCAGCGACUCAGACAGCGACACCAGUGAAUCGGAUCAAGACAGUCCGGUGGCCCGGCACCCCGUUGCUGUAGCGUCCCGCCUGGUUGAGGUGGACGGCGACGAGGAUGAUGAGUUCGAGGAGGUAUCGGCAGACCCUACGGUGACGGUGGGCGGGCGGCCGUACCUGUACAGCGAGGUCAGCCAGCGCCCAGAACUGGUGGCACAGAUGACCCCACAGGAGAAGGAGGCCUACAUAGAGAUGGGGCAGAGGAUGUUUGAAGACAUGUACGACUGAGCCGCAUGGGUGGCUGCCAUGUUGUAUCCCAGAUUGUCCCUCGCGCCACCGGUGGUCGCCGCCAUUUUAUUCGUAUAUUUCUAAUUCAUUUUUUAGUUCAGGGAGGGACAUUUAAUUUAUUGAUAAACCAGCUAUCCCACCCCGCAGCUGACACCGGCCCAUUGGGUAUUGGGAACGACCCACCUUUACAUCAGUCAUGUGACUAGUGAGAGACAAAAAAAAGGACGGGAAUUCCCCUUACUUUAUCUGCAGGAGGAAAGGACAGGGAAUUCCCCUAACCUCAUUCACAGGGGGGCGGGGGGAAAGGACCAGAAUUCCCCUAACCUCAUCCGCAGGGGAACAGGACAGGGAAUUCCCCAAACCUCAUCCGCAGGUUUUUACUUGGUUUUAUACGUUUUUAUUGUAUGACGAGCGCAAGGAUUUAUUUUAAGCCUCUCUCUUCUUCCUAUCCCUCUCCCAGAUAAAGCAGAGACCAGCAGGGGGCACUCUGGUACCACUUAUAGCAGUAUUAUCCCCAAUCUGGUGCCAUAAAUCGCUACUUGAAUGAAUUUAUUGCCGAUUUUUGGAUAUUUUUUUCACCCUAGUUCUGUAACCUCAAUUCUCUAUAUGGAUCUUUGGCUGCUUGCAACACUACAACUCCCAGUAUGCCGCGAGUUGUAGUUUUGCAACAGCUGGAGAGCCACAGUUUGAAGAGCACUGUCCUAGAAGAAUCGCCCAUGACAGUCUCUGAUUGGUCACUGCAGGUCACAUGGUUCCUUCUCUUCUUUUCGUACUUGAGAAUCCAAGAUGGCGGCUUCAGUCAUUGGCAUUUUUCCAUUUUGGCGAGAGAAUCUGACAACAUUUAGCGCCUGUACUCAUUCGCUGAUCUGUGGUUUUUGCAAGAUUUCUGUGAAUUGUUCUUAAAUUUAUUUUACAUUUUUAUUUUCUGAAAUAAAAUGUUUUUGUAUUUGUAA